AUUGUUAUCUACAGCCUCUACAGGUCGUUUUCUCGACAAGUCAACAAUGGCCAUAGCGUAACAUAAAAUAGAGAACAUAUAUUGUUAUAGUAAAAGUGUUCUGUGCAAUAGACUUGUAUCAUGUGCCAUUAAAAUGUUCUAAUAGAUAUGAAAAUAUUUGAAAUUUAAUAUCUUUAUAGUCUUUCUAUGAAAAUUAAUAUUGACUUUGAAUUUCCAAAAUACAAAGACCAAAAUUACAACUUUCCAAGGAAAAGAUUUGAAUAAUAUUUUUGUAUCUCUGCUCUCUACAACAUUGAAAUAUUGUUAUGUUUGAAAAUUGGCUAACAAACCCAGAGCAGCCACAGUAUGUGGUUGCACCUAUGGUGGAUGCUAGUGAACUUGCUUGGAGACUGUUGUGUAGGAGACACGGUGCUACACUAUGCUAUACUCCAAUGUUACACAGCACAGUCUUUGUAAAGGAUCCAAAGUACAGGAAGGAAUUCUUUACCACUUGCCCGAAAGAUAGGCCAUUAAUUGUUCAGUUUUGCGGUAAUAAUCCAGAAACUAUGGCAGCAGCUGCCAAACUUGUUGAAAGGUCCUGUGAUGCUAUCGAUAUUAACCUUGGGUGUCCUCAGUCUAUAGCGAAAAGGGGAAAAUAUGGUGCUUUUCUACAGGAUGAUUGGGAGCUUCUUAAAAAAAUUGUUUCAGCUAUGUCUAAAGCCAUAUCCAUACCAAUCUCUUGUAAAAUAAGGGUUUUUGAGGAUAUUGAGAAGUCAAUAAAGUAUGCUUUGAUGCUACAAGAAGCAGGAUGUAAGUUAUUGACUGUCCAUGGACGUACAAGAGAACAAAAAGGACCCCUUACAGGUAUAGCUAGUUGGGAUCAUAUAAAGAUUAUAAAGAAUGCUGUGUCCGUACCAAUGUUUGCGAAUGGAAAUAUCCAAUGUCUAGAAGAUGUGCACCGAUGUAUAGAGUAUACAAAAGUUAAUGGUGUAAUGAGUGCUGAAGGCAACCUGACAAAUCCUGCCAUAUUUGAAGGAAUCAAUCCAAUUUCCUGGGAGAUUGCGCUUGAAUAUCUUGAUUUAGUGGAAUCAUAUACAUGUCCGACAUCCUUUAUUAGAGGUCAUUUGUUUAAAAUAUUUCAUAAAAUAUUCUCAUGUCCCGAUAACAACGAUGAGAGGGAGCUCCUGGCAACAGGCCAAAAUAUUAAUGAUUUCAAAAAAGUUUGCAUCAUGCUGAGGGAAAAGUAUUUGCCAUAUCACUUAGGCCUAAAACAUUUUGAAGAUGAAGGUAAUUUUACGAGGCAAGGAUUUGACUUAAUUCUACCUCCUUGGAUCUGUCAACCAUACGUUAGAAUGACACCGCAAGAGCACACUGAAAAAAUGGAUUUGAUAAGAAAAAACCUGUUGGAGAAUAAUGACACUAGUGUUAAGAGAAAUAACGACGAUCCAGAUGAAAAUACAAUAUCAAAGAAGAAGUUGAAGAAACUGAAGAGGAUAAUGAGAAGACCGCUCAAACCUGACGCAAGUCAACACGGGAGACCUGGUGAAAUAUGUGUCAGUGACGUCUGUCCCAACCCUCUUGGUGGGAAAUGUGCCUUCAAGAUGUGCAAAAAAUGCUGUCGGAACAAGUGCUUCGAGGAAGAUCUUGACUGUGCUGGACAUAGAAUACUUGUUCAUACGAGACGACAAGUAGCGAGGAAGUUCAGUCUCGAACAUGAUAAAAUUAAGUCUUUUGAAGAUAAGACAUGAUUACAGAUUACUUGUUUUGAAAUUCUGCACAUUGUUAUAAUAUAGUUUGAAUUGUUAAUUCGUGUGAAAUAUAAUAUUUUAUUAUA
This is a messenger RNA of Leptidea sinapis, 1813 nucleotides long. It is a transcript of the gene Dus1, whose product is annotated as tRNA-dihydrouridine(16/17) synthase [NAD(P)(+)]-like. Gene Ontology annotation, molecular function: tRNA dihydrouridine synthase activity; flavin adenine dinucleotide binding. Bases 306 to 1727 code for a protein of 473 amino acids. The record is from RefSeq and is a predicted model, not a curated record. Lineage: Eukaryota; Metazoa; Arthropoda; Insecta; Lepidoptera; Pieridae. Gene Ontology annotation, biological process: tRNA processing. The transcript has 8 exons.